Messenger RNA from Venturia canescens, 1571 nucleotides. RefSeq names its product Cytochrome c1 (gene Cyt-c1). Gene Ontology annotation, molecular function: electron transfer activity; heme binding. Lineage: Eukaryota; Metazoa; Arthropoda; Insecta; Hymenoptera; Ichneumonidae. Bases 149 to 1081 code for a protein of 310 amino acids. Gene Ontology annotation, biological process: mitochondrial electron transport, ubiquinol to cytochrome c. The record is from RefSeq and is a predicted model, not a curated record. The transcript has 6 exons.
AAGCCAAAAAUUCGUAAAUCGAAUACUCGAAUCCAUAUGUCAAUGAUAAAAAAGGUGUAGACAAAUAAAGGAAAAUCUGAUUUUGAGUUUUGGUAUGAGUUGUUUACCUGACUAGGUGGGUUCUUUGCACAUUGCACCUCUGGCCAAGAUGGCGGCAUCGUUAGGUAAAAUUUGUCGAUCUGGCCUUCUUAGAGCGAAUAAUGGAUUACUCUUUAAUCAGGGGAGCCAGUUUUCAACGGUGGGCAAAGACUGGUCCAGAGGUCGUAAAGUGCUGUUAUCAUGUCUGGGAGUUACUGCCGGAGGGAUAGGAGCUCUGAUUUAUGCUCUGGAGAACUCUGUCAAAGCCUUCGAAAUGAUAGCCCAUCCUCCCAAGUAUGGAUGGGACUUUUAUGGAUGGUUCAAAUCCCUCGAUCAUGCUAGUAUGCGACGAGGAUGGGAAGUGUACAAGAAUGUAUGCUCAGCCUGCCACAGUUUGAAUUUCGUCGCCUAUCGUCAUCUCGUAGGCGUUACGCACACCGAAGAUGAGGCAAAAGCUAUCGCCGCGGAGAUUCAAGUUCAAGACGGACCCGAUGAUCAGGGCAACAUGUUCAUGCGUCCUGGAAAAUUGUCGGAUUACGUGCCUGCUCCAUAUCCGAAUGAGGAAGCUGCUCGUGCCGCCAAUGGCGGUGCCAAUCCACCAGAUUUAUCUUACAUUAUUAAUGGAAGACACGGUGGCGAGAACUAUAUAUUCUCGCUCCUGACCGGUUAUUGCGAUCCACCUGCCGGUGUAAACCUACGAGAGGGUCUUCACUUCAACCCCUAUUUCGCGGGAGGUGCUAUUGGCAUGGCACAAGUUAUCUACGACGAGGUACUCGAUUACGAGGAUGGCACGCCGGCGACCGCUUCCCAGGUAGCAAAGGAUAUUUGCACAUUCCUCAUGUGGACAUCAAAUCACGAGUACGAUGAACGACAGAGACAAUCUAUCAAGGUAAUUGGAAUCGGUACAUUAUUGACAUUAGUAGUGUACUGGUAUAAGAGACACAAAUGGACAACGGUGAAGAACACGAAGUUGGCUUUCCUACCGCCGAAGAGCAAAAAGUAGUGCGUCCUUGCGAGGGAAAUCGGCCAUGAAUAAAUCAAUUGUGAGAAGCAAAUAUUAACGAGAAUAAAACGAGAAAUAGCUCAGCCGAGGAAAAAAGGAAAAAAUGUUCGUCUAAAGAUGAUCGUGUUAGCUGGUCGAGACGCCGUAGUUUUUUAAUUUAAACAAUUAUCGAGAGAGUGAGAGAACGGAAAAAAGAAAUGUAAAACUUGAAAAAAAAAAAAAAUAAAAUAAACAAACUAAAGAGCAAGAAAAAGCGAGGAAUUCGCAAUUAUUAAAAAAAAAAAACUCAAACGCCAUUCAAAAAACAUAAAUUUCUUUUUUUCCCCUCCUCACACUCGAUCUUUUCGAUCCUAGUUGACUUUUUGGAUUUCGGCAAUAUCACGAUUCGUGCUCGUAACUUUCGGAACUCGAAAUUAUUGUCAAUGAAGUGAACCUUUACGAAUCGCUUCUUACUUGUAAAAUAUAUAUAUAUAUAUACACACAAAAUGAA